This is a messenger RNA of Spirometra erinaceieuropaei, 258 nucleotides long. Lineage: Eukaryota; Metazoa; Platyhelminthes; Cestoda; Diphyllobothriidea; Diphyllobothriidae. The record is from the annotation of a GenBank genome assembly.
AUGGGCGAACGGCUACCGAAACGACUCUUCUAUGGAGACGUCGCCACUGGUUCCCGCCGCCAGGGAGGCCAAAUCCGUCGAUACAAGGAUACUCUGAAGACCUCCCUGAAGUGUCCGCAAACCAACCCAGCCAGCUGGGCCGACCUCGCUCGCGACCGACCGACCGGGAAGACAUUUAAAACAGACGCUGCGAUCUACGAAGCCAUUCGCAUUGCCGCCGCGAAAGCUAAACGAGAAGCACGCAAAUCUCAGCUGUGA